GCGGGCCGGGGAGGCGGCGGCGGCGGAGACGGGGGCCUCGCGGCUCAGCCCCCGCAUCAGAACAGGUCUCCGCGGCGCUCGCCCUUCGCCGAGCCCUACCGCCGAGCCCGCCCCGGGCCGGCGUGCGCUGGUCAUCGAGGCCCAGGCUGCCGCGGCGCGUUCUUGAAAUCAUGAAUCCUGUUUAUAGCCCUGGUUCUUCUGGGGUUCCCUAUGCAAAUGCCAAAGGAAUUGGUUAUCCAGCUGGUUUCCCCAUGGGCUAUGCGGCCGCAGCUCCUGCCUAUUCCCCCAACAUGUACCCUGGAGCAAAUCCUACCUUCCAAACAGGUUACACUCCUGGCACACCUUACAAAGUGUCCUGUUCCCCCACCAGCGGGGCAGUGCCACCAUACUCCUCCUCCCCCAACCCCUACCAGACUGCUGUGUACCCUGUGCGAAGUGCCUACCCCCAGCAGAGCCCCUAUGCACAGCAGGGCACGUACUACACACAGCCCCUGUAUGCAGCACCCCCUCAUGUCAUCCACCACACCACGGUGGUGCAGCCCAACGGCAUGCCAGCAACAGUGUACCCUGCUCCCAUCCCUCCACCUAGAGGCAAUGGCGUCACCAUGGGCAUGGUGGCUGGGACCACUAUGGCCAUGUCAGCAGGUACCCUGCUGACCGCCCACUCCCCAACUCCUGUUGCCCCCCACCCAGUCACUGUGCCCACGUAUCGGGCCCCAGGAACGCCCACCUACAGCUACGUGCCCCCUCAGUGGUGAUCACCCUGCAAAUGUUUGAGGAUGGAGCUGUGCAGUCACAUCUUGGAGGUUCCACAGCUGGUGCUGCAGGCCUCGCGCCUCCAACCUGGACUUUCUUCUUAAUGCUCUCGACACUUAGCUAACACUACUCUGGCCCGGCCCAGCAGGUCCCAGCGCCAUUAGUUUCCAACUGACUCUGUGGGUUGGUCUUAAAGCAAUUCCUGUUUUGUGGGCUGCCUGGCAAUUUUUUAGCUAACUGUAAUGAUAAAAAGGGAGUAUUAAUCUAUUCUGAAUCAUAUCUAGUUGAAUGCAUGUUUAAAAAAGACAAACAAAAAACAAAGCUUGCUCAAUCUACCUGCAGUGACUGAUGCAAAACCAUCAUAUGCAAAACCCAAAGGAAUGGAAAAGCAUUUUACAACUUGUAUCACUAAUGCACUGUUGUAAUGUAUGCAGAGUCUUCAAGUUAUAAGUGUUAAAGUGAAUUUCUUCAUAGAGUAUCUGAAAUCCCUUGGAUGAUUCUUCAGCCUUUGGGGUUGAUGUGGGUUGCCAGUUGGUAACGUGGACUUUGAGUUUUCAGCCAUCUGUUUCUUUCACACUGACUGCAUGGGAAGAGAGUCGUAGGGACAGGGAAAGUGCAGGGUGGGCCACUGCUGCCUGGGGCACAGCCAGCUUUCUGGACGUCCCUUUCCUUGCCGUUUAGGCUUGCCUAAACAUUGUGGUGUGGACAUUCUUAGAGAUGAUCAUGAAAGUAUAGCUGUAUGGCCAGUACAGUUAGGGGCAAGAGGUUGUCUGUGUAUCAGCAAAGCAGUUUUCUCUGCCAUCUCAAUUUUCAUUACAAGUCUCCUACACGUAGAGAUGAGGUUUUCUUUGUCUUUAUUGGGAAAGUCUUAUGUAGAACUAAAUUAUUUUCCUGGGAUGGAAGAUGUGUGAAGGAGAAACAGUCACACUUGGAGGAGGUAUUGGUUUCUCCUUUGUUUAGCUUAGAAAACCAUUCGUCCCUCCCGCCCCCAGAAGUUUCAGUACGGAAAACAUAUGUAGGCAUUGCUGUCCUCUACCACUCCCCCACCAACGAAGGGCAAAGAUUUCAGCUGUCUGUUACGAAGAAAGUUAAAUAUUUAAAAGAACUAUUAAAAGGGAACAAAACUCGAUUUGAAAUUGUUUCUUGUAGAGAGGCAGGGCUGUGGCUGUGUUUCAGCCCAUCCACCUGAAGGGGCCUUGUCAUCUGACACCAUCUGGAGGAGACUUCUGGAGAUGGGUCUGGGGAGGUGUGAGGGAGGGGCUGGUGCCUCUGGUCUGUGAGCCUUGUCUGCCAUCUGUAGCUGAGGGCUCUCAGCACAAAGCAGGUAUGGACAGCAAGGGCCCAGGCAGCAUCAGAAUGCAUUUGCCUGCCAGGAUUUAUUUAGAAAGGAAUUUGUGUUUAAAGUCAGAAUAUUGUAUAUAAGAAAUGAAGGGGAUUUUUUUUUUUUUUUUUUUUUUUUUUUGCUUAAAUGUGCCCAGCUUGUAUCAGUGGGAGUGUGUCCGUUCACAGAGGGGGUGGGAGGGUGAGGGUUUUGUUCCCUUUCAGCAGUCUGUCAGGUGGGGGUGGGUGUGCUCCUAUUCACCCCAUCAUUUCAAGUGUAUGGUCUUUGGUUGGGGAGGGGACCCUGCUCUUACGUCUCUGGCAGCUAGGUCAGGGCUCUGGCACUGGUUUGGCUUUCGGCCCCAUUUCCUGAGUGGGACACCUGACCCCUGAGCCUUUGGUAACCUUAUUUUUUAUAGUAAGUACCCCAUAAUUUUCUUUUUUCACGUUUUAUUUUAUAAGAAGUUUAGGAAUAUUUUUGCAUGGAUCAUUGUAAACAGAAGGUUCCUUAUUCCUAAUGUCUAUUAACAUAGUGUGCUUACUGAUAAGUACCUUAAAUUGCUUCAUUAGCACUUAACCCACGUGUGUCUGUGUGUGUGUGUGUGUGUGUGUGUGUGUGUGUGUGUGUGUGUGGAGAGAGAGAGAGAGAGAGAGAGAGAGAGUGUGUGUGUGUGUGUGUGUGUGUGUGUGUGUGUGUGUGUGUGUGUACCAUGUACCCCAGGCACACAGUUUGUGUCUACUUUAGCUCUGUGCUGGUUAUUCCAUCUGUACGGUGGAUGGUUUAUAAUAUCCAUGAGGUUCCAAGGGUUCCAGGGCUGAACUGAUCAAGUAACAGAAAAGUCCAUUUCCCCAGUUUAGUGUAAUAGAUUAGGAGAAAAUAUGAUUUUAGUGUAUGCUUUAAAAAAGCCCUAAACAUCAAAAUGGGAAAACACACACAUACACACACACAUCCUAUGUGUAAGGGUGGAGUCACUCAAAUGUAGAAGUUCUAUCGGAUGCUUCAUUGGGCUUGCUUGAGACAUGGUGCACACAGGGUGAGUGUUUUCACAAGCACUGAAUUAAAUAGUGUUUUCAAGAGCAAGAAGGUUGGGUUGCAUUUUGCCCCCAUUUACAUCAGCUCAUAAACACUUUACCCCCUGUAAUUUUUUAAAAUCUUUUUUCCCUUUUGUGAAGGUGAGUUGGGAGACUUUAUCAAAUACCUUUGCAUAAUGGAAUACAUCUGUGUGGAAAUCUUUUCACAUCAGGGCAUCAGCUACCAAAUAUAAUGAAAGGUAGAUCUUAUCUAGUAGGUAAGAAUCUGGACAUAUGAAUAGUAGCAAAACUAUCAUAGAUUGUAAUUUUAACAGCAGUUCCAGUAAAAAUAAUUAAGGAAUAGAACUUGUUAUAAAAUUGCAUAAUUUGAUAUCCCAAGCAUAAUUGUGGAACAGAGAAAUGGCCUUUUUUUUGUAUGUGACAUUCCUAAUUUGAUACUCUUUCAGCUGAAUUAUGGUUCUUUUGGAAGUGGAGACAGGUAGGCAAGGACCUAAUUCCUCUAAACAUGAACGUCAUCAUCAUGGAUAAUUAAAAAAAAUCUUCUACAGCCUCUCUGCCAAGGUUCAGGAGGCCUGUUUCUCUGCUUAUGGAAGUUUUGUUUGGAUCUGGGCCUGGUGACUUGGAGUGUUUAGUGAUGAGCAAUGUUCCCAUCAACCCACUGCCUCUGAGAAGUGAGGCCAACAUCAGGACCAGGGCCAUUCGUGGGAGGCAUGAAGGCAAGGCGCUUCCAGAACCUUUUAUGUCUUCUGUGUUAAAUCUUGUCAGAACAUUCUUGUUGGUAUGGUUAGUGAGGCCUACCAGUUGCUGUUCUGUGAAUCUGUUUCUUGAGUGCUAUGCAAAUGUACUUAUAGGACAUGAGAGAGGUCUUGAGACUUGGGCUGGGUACUUGUUGGUGAGCAUCCUGCCCUUCCCACUCUCGGCGUACAGUGCCUUGCUCCAUCUGGUGGCACCAUCGCUUCUGUAAUAAUUCUUACGGCAUUUUGGAUAUGCUGAUAUCUGGCACAUGAGUUUCUGUGAGUGUGCCUGCCAGUUGGUGGUGAAAGGGUGGCACACACCAACCACAUCAAUAUUGGGGCCUACUUCAAAAGGAAAUCCACCCUUCUUCACCUGUUCCUGUACACAUUUGGAAACAGUAUUACUCUGACUGGUUGGGCCACCUUCUCCCCACCUGGCAGCUAAUGGCUGGAUACCCUAGUCGUUGCCAACCUGGGUGUUGCCCAGUCAGGACAGGAUGCCUGUCUGACCCCUCAGCAGGCUCACGGGCAGUUUUAAGGGCAAGUGCUUGGAGGGUGAGGGGCAGCUUCUGGUUCUUUCUGGUGCUUUCUAAGGGUGGGGGGGUUCUCUAGAGAGGAGUGUGGUUGGCUCAGGGGAAGGGCAGACUUCUUAGCUGUUUCUAGCAUAUCUCAAAUAUUUGUGUUUUUCCCCUGAGCUGUUUAUUAUUCAGCCUGAGCUCUCUGAAGGUGCGUCAGACUAUUUUGAACAGACUUGCAGAUGACGCGCUGCAGAGGAGGGUCUGAUCAUUUUGGGUAGAAAGUUGCAAAGUUGAUCUUACAUGUUUUAGAGGAUUUGUCGCCCCCCCCCCCCCCCACAUUCAUUUGAAGAACAGAAAACCCUAGGGGUAACCUUAAAGUUUACUCACUUGGGACAGGGAGACAGAGGAGAGGCAGGCAUCUGUUCAGGGAACCUGUAGUGGGCUUCAGGAAAUAUGUGCUCCCAGGGCUGUUGUGUUGGAGAUGACAGGUGUCUUGUUUGGGCCUCCUGAGCCCUGUCAGUCUCCCAUGGGUCCUUGUGUAGACUAGUGGUCAGUAAAAUAGAUGGGCUCUGCUGUGCUCCUGGCAGGGUUUAACGUGAUGGCUGCUCUGAGGAGAGGUCCCAAGGAGCCACGUGGGUUAUGACUGACUAGGAAAUGGUUCCUUUUUUUUUUUUUUUUUUUUUAAUGAUUUUUAAAUACUUUUUUUAGACCGUUUUCUUGGUACUUUUUUUAAGCUUAUGUCGGUAUUGUCUUCCAUUGUUAAAGGCAUCCCUCACCUCUGCAUUGAACUUACGGUGUCAAUCAAUACAAAGGAAUGGAACAUCCAUCCUGAGCCAGUUCCAUUAAGUGUAAAUUCAUACUAUUUUAAUUUUUUAUGCAAUCUGAUGAGUAGAGCUCAGAUUUAAAAUUCUUAAAAGCACGUUUAUUGUAACAAGACUUGUUAUGUAUUAAUACUGCAGUUUUCAAUAAAGAUUGACUUGUGUUGCA
Messenger RNA from Felis catus (domestic cat), 5347 nucleotides. RefSeq names its product family with sequence similarity 168 member B (gene FAM168B). The coding region runs from base 171 to 758 and encodes 195 amino acids. The record is from RefSeq and is a predicted model, not a curated record. The transcript has 7 exons. NCBI's taxonomy places the organism in Eukaryota, Metazoa, Chordata, Mammalia, Carnivora, Felidae.